Acipenser ruthenus (sterlet) is the source of this 3914-nucleotide messenger RNA. Its product is annotated as G-protein coupled receptor 22-like. The coding region runs from base 655 to 2046 and encodes 463 amino acids. Gene Ontology annotation, biological process: G protein-coupled receptor signaling pathway. The record is from RefSeq and is a predicted model, not a curated record. Gene Ontology annotation, molecular function: peptide binding; G protein-coupled receptor activity. The transcript has 3 exons. Lineage: Eukaryota; Metazoa; Chordata; Actinopteri; Acipenseriformes; Acipenseridae. Gene Ontology annotation, cellular component: membrane.
CUCUCUGCCUCCUCUCUUUCCCUUCAAAGCUACAGGAUGGUUGCAAGCCUUGUGUUGCUGUGGGCUGGUCACGGGUUCUCCUGUGUGUAUUUCAGAAGGCGAGGAGCCCGUAUCGUGCAGCUUCGUGGUAUUGAGUGCGCUGUGCUGCUUGCACGCUGUUGGUUGUCCGGCGUCGCUUCGAAGCGCUUUAUAGAUUGACAGCGAGUCGCUGUACAAGCGGAAUUACAAUCGCUUCAUUACUGCUGGUCUGCGGGACAGGGGGCUUACACCGGCUCGUGUUGAAUAAUAAUAAUAAUAAUAAUAAUAAUAAUAAUAAUAAUAAUAAUAAUAAUAAUAAUAAUAACAACAAUCCCAUCACCUGGAAACCUGCUUUUUGACUUUACCGCCGCUCCGCGCUCAUCUCACCUGAGUGUCCCGGGAAAGACGCGUGCUUCUUGGGGAUAAGGAAAGCAAGCCCCGCGUUCUGAAAAGGGCUGCAGGCAUUCGAUUGGACUGACCAGCAGGAGGAGGAGCUCUGACUGGUGACCAGCCACUCAGCGCAGUACACACUCAGAGAGGACUAUUCCUGUGCACGAGGGGAGUGCAGGAGGAGGUGGGGACGGCAGUGUCUCCCGGCCGCACGGCUAUGCGCGAGUGUGAUAGCGGGUCACGGCCAUGGAGACGGACAGCUACAGGGGGCUCCUGGAGACCAGCGACGGCUUUGACCCCGAGUUGGGGGGCUGGUCCCUGCCCUACCCGCUGUGGCUCCAGGUCUCCCUCACAGGCUUCCUGAUGCUGGAGAUCGUGCUGGGCUUCAGCAGCAACCUGACUGUGCUGGUGCUCUACUGCAUGCAGUCCAGCCUGGUGGACUCGGUCAGCAACACGGUGACCAUGAACCUGCACGUGCUGGACAUCAUCGUGUGCGUGGUGUGCGCGCCGCUCACCAUCGUGGUCAUCCUGCUGCCACUGGAGCACAACGCAGCCCUGCUAUGCUGCUUCCACGAGGCCUGCGUCACCUUCACCAGCAUCGCCACGGCCGUCAAUGUGCUGGUCAUCAGCAUGGACCGCUACGACAUCUCCGUGCGGCCCGCCAACCGCAUCCUGACCCCUCCCCGCGCCGCCCUGCUGCUGGCCUGUGUGUGGGCCGUCUCCCUGGCCGUCUUCUUCAUCCCCUUUCUGGAGGUGCGCUUUUUCGGGGACCCGGGUGAGGGGGGCGGCAGUGAAGCGGCCUGGGAGAACCGCACCCUGCUGUGCCUGAGCGGGGCAGGAGGGAGGUGGCAGGCGGACUAUCACAGAGAGCUGGGAAUGUACUACCAUCUGCUCCUUCAGAUCCCCAUGUUCUUCGUGGCCAUGGUGGUCAUGCUGGUCACCUACUACAAAAUCCUGCAGGCGCUCAACAUCAAGAUCGGCUCACACUUCAAGAGGAGCCAGCGGCGCAAGAACGCCGGGAGCAGCGGGAGCGUCGGCAACAGCAGCAACAAGAACAAGAACAAGAAGAAGAAGAGGAAAUCUUCCGGCCAGAUGGUCACUGCCCCCAGCGAGACCAAACUCCUGACCCAGCCCCCUCCCCUCAUCCCCAGCUCCACCCCCCAGCCCCCAGCCCCUCAGAUGGGGGUCCAGGCUUCCGUCUCGGUCAUCAUCGCCCUGCGGAGGGCGGUGAAGCGGCACCGGGACCGUCGUGAGCGCCAGAAGAGGGUGUUCCGGAUGUCUGUGAUCAUCAUCUCCACGUUCCUGGGCUGCUGGGCUCCCAUCUCGGUGGUGAACCUGCUGAUCCUGUGCCUGGGCCCCAGCGACAGCCUGGUGACAGUGCGGAUCUGCUUCCUCGCCCUGGCGUACGGCUCCACCGUCUUCCACCCUCUGCUCUACGCCUUCACCCGGCAGAAGCUGCGCAAGGUGCUGAAGAGCAAGGUGCGGAAGCGCGUGGUGUCGCUGCUGCAGGUCGACCCAGCCCCCAGCGGCACCGUCAUCCACAACUCCUGGGUGGAGCCCAGGAAGGGGGGCCGCAGGCCGAGGCUGGAGUGCAGCGACGCCACGGACCGCUGCCUCACCGAGGCUGUCAGGGAGUGACUCUCUGCCCUUUUACACCCCUCCCUCCCGCCUUUCUUUAUUUCCUGCCUUCUCUCUCCCAACCUCUUUCCUCUCUCUCUUCCUUCCUUUCCAUUCCCCCCAUUUUUUCCACCUUGCUUAUUUUCUUUGUUUAAUUCUUCUCUCUUCUUUUCCUCGUUUCCCUUCUUUUCCCUGCUCUCUCCUUGAUUUCUUGCCUUCCAUCAUCUCUGCUGUCUUUCCUCUUUUUUCCUCCAUGUCCCUGUCCCUCCAUUCCCUUUUCCCUUCCUCUCUUAUUAUUAUUAUUAUUAUUAUUUAUUUCUUAGCAGACGCCCUUAUCCAGGGCGACUUACAAUCGCAAGCAAAUACAAAUACAUUCAAGUGUUACAAUAUAAGUCAUACAAUAAGAACAAGAAAUACAAUAAUUCUCAAGUGUGACAAACCACAAUUCAAUAAUACAGCAGAUAAUAGUGAAAGUUACAUCAGGAUAUGAUUAAGUAGUGAUAGUUACAUCAGGAUAUGAUUAAGUACAAAAUACUACAGAUUAAACACUUGGCAGAUUACAAUAUUCUGAGGUACAGGAUUAAAUGCAGUAAAAUAGGGGGCAGAUAAGAGCAAAAUAAAGCAUAUUUAAAUGAAGGGUGAUAGUGUCCCAGGAUACAACAGAGGAGUUCUACAGGUGCUGUUUGAAGAGGUGAGUCUUAAGGAGGCGCCGGAAUGUGGUCAGGGACUGGGCAGUCCUGACAUCUGUAGAGCCCCUUGCCUCAGUCUUCCUCCCUUCCCUGUAUUAUUGUAUUUGCCUUGUCUCGUUUUAUUGAGAAAACAACCAGCAAAACUCUCUCUCUUUUUCUGACUCUGUAGACUGCAACCAUUGCAACAGGUGCAGCAGCACAGUGUGUAUCCUCAUGUGUGAAUAACCACAGCACUCUAUGAACAUUCACAGUGCAUUCUGUAUAUACACCAAGUACAAUGAAUGGGACAGAAAGUCUGUUCAGAUCUGUGAUACUGGAGAAUCACUUUCCUUAGAUCGAGCUCCGUAGGGUAAGGAACAGAGCGAUUCGCCUGCUCAUUCUGUCACUGGAUUUGAAUGAAUUGAAGAUAGAUUCUAGAAUGAUUAUUGGAUUUGAAUGAAUUGAAGAUAGAUUCUAGAAUGAUUAUUGGAUUUGAAUGAAUUGAAGAUAGAUUCUAGAAUGAUUAUUGGAGUUGAAUGAAUUGAAGAUAGAUUCUAGAAUAUUUAUUGGAUUUGAAUGAAUUGAAGAUAGAUUCUAGAAUGAGAUCCAGUAAGAAGAACACUCACUCAGGAUCACCAUUUCUAUGUAAAAGUUAUUCGAUGCUGGAGAUCUCAACGCUUGUGGUAUGAAGAACAUGAAUUCGCUAAGCGGGACUUGAAUGGAUCAAUCCCAUAGUGACUGUAAGGUUAGCAUUCAUUGCAAAGCUCUUGUGGGGUGGGUCCCUGUGGAGACGUUCCUGGCAGUGUGGAUGCAAGAAGCAUCUGGAAGUGAGAGCUUGUUUCUAGUUUGUGGGGGGAGCGGGAUACAACAUGUUUCUGUAAUAAAGACUGUGUGACAAUUCCUUACUCAACCACUGCCUGUUACCCCAGACCAGCUUCAGAUCUGCAGUGCUGUCCAGAUACAGUGUACAGGAUACAUGUGCAAUAGGGCCCCACAGGGGGGGUGGGCGUAUAGGUCAAAUAUACGGAUGCCCCCGAGGAGUCUGUGUGUUGGACGAAUACACACACCCCGAAGGGCCGUACUGAAUUUAUCAUUCAGGUCAAACACUAGAUUUGAAAAAACAAAAAGCAUAAAUGAUGCUUCGGGCAAAAAAAUGAUUCUUUUUUUUUAUUAAAUAUCCUGACGCCAAUAAAGUAGUCCCGUUUAUAACUUUGAACUGCA